Molecule: messenger RNA, 1026 nt
Organism: Adineta ricciae
Lineage: Eukaryota; Metazoa; Rotifera; Eurotatoria; Adinetida; Adinetidae
Source: the annotation of a GenBank genome assembly
AUGCAAUAUAUAACUUUCUUUAUUUCACUUGUUAAUCUAUUGGAAAUUCCAUUUUCAACAGCUGCAUGCUAUGGGCCUUAUGUAACUGCGUCAAGUAUUGAAGCAUUACAUGAAGAUAUACAUCUCGUUCAACCAUUGCCUGUUGAUUGUGGUAGAUUAUCGUGCGACUUCUAUUUAAGUUCAAGCUCAGCGUUAGGUUCACAUGGGCCACUAAGUGCAUAUGGUCCACUUGGAAUGGUUGGGCCUGUUGGUCAUAACACAUGGAAUCCAACAGCAUGGCGACCAGAUUCAGCGCACAUAAUCGAGUGGAUGACUUCGAACAUGUUAUUUGGUCUUGAGAACAAUCCGCUAUCAUCAGCAGGUCCUCUGUCAUCAGAGUCAUAUCAUGAAACACUUCCAUCAAUAAAUGACUUCGGCAAACAUUUACAGGCAUUGGGAUUAUGGGGAGUUUUAGGGCCACUUGGACCUCUUGGCACUCUUGGGCCACUAGGUCCUCUCGGACCCACUGGACCAUACAAUACAAUGAAUUUGGAAGGACAUCAUAGUGUUUCGGUACACUUGGCUGCUACUGAAAUUCAUAAUUUUGAUUUAGUUGAAGUUCUUGACGAAUCACGUGUUCACGAAUCAUUAGAUUGCUCAUUUAUGAUCUUAGGUACAAUCAGCUUUCAUCGUGAAACGGAUAGCUAUUUCUUCAAUUGUGCUCCCAAUCAAUUUGUGACGAUUGUUCUUGUGCCUGAACAUAGUCUUGAUUAUUUCAAUAUGUCUCUUUAUUCUAAUGGUAGUUCUUCUGAACAUAUUGCAUCAAGUGAUUCAAUGAAAUACAUUAAUUUUAUUCAAUUGGGCUUGAUGAAAAAUACCAACGGAUCGUUUCGUAUCGAUGUCAGUUUACAUGAAAUGCAUCAGUUUAUUUUGGCACACUCGUAUCGAUUGAUUGUCACUGGCUCGCACGACUUACUUGAUUUGGAUAAAGAAGAAAAUAACAUCCGAGGACCACAUAUUAUCAGUUGCUCUAAAGAUGAAAUCUAA